CUCGACCAACGACGGUCGCCGAAUCGCACGAGUAGCUUCACUUAUAGAUCUCGUGACCACACUUAUCAGCAAUGGACGUCGAAGAGUCACCCUGGGCCGACUCGUCUCAGGCCUCCCAACAGGCGUCGCAGCCCGAAGGCUCGGCCUCCCAGUCGUCGGCAGCUCCCUCCGCUUCCUCGUCGGCCCCUCGUCCUUCGCGCGGCCCGCGUCGCCUCGUCGCCCAGCCCACCCGUCUUGAAGCUGUCGAUGAUCCCCUCGGUCCUCUCGGUGCCGCAUCCGACGACAAUGCCCCUGCCCAAGACGCACCUCCGGUGCCUCCGCAAAAGGAGCAGGUGGUGAUUCGUACCACCAUGCCCCAGCCUCAGCAGCAGCAGCGACGACCUGCGGAUCCUCAUCACAUCGAGGAAGAGGAGUUUGAUGGACCAAAGGGACCUAGGGCGCCCCCGCCUGUCGAGGCUGCUCAGCCCAGCGCGGUGAGGACCAGCACUCAGCCAAGUGUUAGUGUUGAGCAGGCCGCGAAGCCCUCGUUCCAAAUUACUGUGGGAGAUCCUCACAAGGUCGGCGACCUGACGAGUUCCCACAUUGUUUACUCUGUUCGCACCAAGACCACUUCCAAGGGAUACAAGCAACCCGAGUUUGAAGUCAAGCGCAGAUACCGUGAUUUCCUCUGGCUUUACAACACUCUUCACGGCAACAACCCUGGUAUCGUCGUGCCGCCCCCUCCCGAGAAGCAGGCCGUCGGUCGAUUCGACAGUAACUUUGUCGAGAGCCGUCGAGCUGCCCUCGAGAAGAUGCUCAACAAGAUCGCUAUACACGCUACGCUACAACACGAUCCUGAUUUGAAGCUCUUCCUCGAGAGUGAAGCGUUUAAUGUUGAUGUGAAGCACAAGGAGCGAAGAGAGCCUAUCCCCACCGAGAGCAAGGGUAUGUUUGGAUCUCUGGGUAUCAAUGUUGGUGGUGGAAACAAGUUUGUGGAGCAGGAUGAAUGGUUCCAUGAUCGCAAGGUCUAUCUUGAUGCACUCGAGAGUCAACUCAAGGGUCUCCUCAAGGCCAUGGAGACGAUGGUCGGUCAGCGCAAGAUGAUGGCUGAAGCUGCUGGUGACUUUUCGGCUUCUCUCCAUGCACUUUCCACAGUGGAGUUGUCGCCAUCCUUGUCAGGUCCUCUUGAUGCUCUCUCCGAACUCCAGCUUACAAUCCGCGACGUGUAUGAUCGACAGGCCCAGCAGGACGUUCUAACUUUUGGUAUCAUUAUCGAGGAGUACAUUCGCCUCAUUGGAUCUGUUAAGCAGGCGUUUGGACAGCGACAGAAGGCAUUCUACUCAUGGCACGCGGCCGAAUCAGAGCUGCAAAAGAAGAAGUCCACGCAGGACAAACUCCUCAGACAAGGAAAGAGUCAGCAAGACCGACUCAACCAGAUGGGAGCUGAAGUUGGAGAAUCGGAGCGAAAGGUUCACCAAGCUCGACUCCUUUUUGAGGAUAUGGGCCGAUUGAUGAGGAGCGAGCUUGACCGAUUCGAACGAGAGAAGGUGGAGGAUUUCAAGAGCGGAGUUGAGACAUUCCUGGAGAGUGCGGUUGAGGCGCAGAAGGAGCUCAUUGAGAAGUGGGAGACGUUCCUUAUGCAACUGGACGCUGAAGACGACGACUCGGCAUUCUACAGACCCCCUGUAUACCAGCAGCCGCAGCAGCAACAGCAAAAGUCGGGCGAUACCGCAGUUGAUCGCGCCCGAGCCAGGAUAGACGAGGACUCGGACUAGGUUCUCCGAGCCGAUUGGUCUAGCUCCCUCUACCAUUAUUACAUUUUAUAGCGAAACGGAGGAUCUCGUGUGAUGGAGAUGGAGAGGAACUCAAAUCCGUGGGGACUGUUUGACUAUUGACCACUUCCGAGAACUGGAGACCGUGUUUUUAUAUCAUACAAGCCUCGAGGCCUAACACUGUUGUACAUAUUGAACCUCCCCAUCCACCUCAUGCUCCGUAAUGCUCGGGUCUUGCCAGUAGUAGUUUAGACAUGACACAUUUAUACCCCUUAUGUUGGAACUGGGCAUGAUAUCAAGGUGUGGGCAAUGGCCUCAACAAUCCAAUGGCCACACCAAGCCGCCGUUUACUUUCUCUUCUUGGCCUGCUUCUUGGGCCCAGAGUCCUUCAUGGAUGCAGCAUCUUGCGCUGGCGCAUACCCUGUAAU
Fusarium vanettenii 77-13-4 is the source of this 2179-nucleotide messenger RNA. RefSeq lists its product as uncharacterized. NCBI's taxonomy places the organism in Eukaryota, Fungi, Ascomycota, Sordariomycetes, Hypocreales, Nectriaceae. Gene Ontology annotation, biological process: protein retention in Golgi apparatus; retrograde transport, endosome to Golgi. The record is from RefSeq and is a predicted model, not a curated record. Gene Ontology annotation, cellular component: endosome. The coding region runs from base 72 to 1754 and encodes 560 amino acids. The transcript is spliced from 3 exons. Gene Ontology annotation, molecular function: phosphatidylinositol binding.